Molecule: messenger RNA, 1338 nt
Organism: Menidia menidia (Atlantic silverside)
Lineage: Eukaryota; Metazoa; Chordata; Actinopteri; Atheriniformes; Atherinopsidae
Source: the annotation of a GenBank genome assembly
AUGGAUCUGAGACCGGAGCUCCCCGCGGCCUCCACGGCCUCGCAGGUGCACGCGGCCGCGGCCGCCUCCAUCCCGGUGUCCAUGGCCGGGGGCCUCCUGCGCGGGCCGCCGCUGCUGCUGCGCGCCGCCGACAAGUACCCGCGCACGCCCAAGUGCGCGCGCUGCCGCAACCACGGCGUGGUGUCCGCGCUCAAGGGCCACAAGCGCUACUGCCGCUGGAAGGACUGCAUGUGCGCCAAGUGCACGCUGAUCGCGGAGCGGCAGCGCGUGAUGGCGGCGCAGGUGGCGCUGCGCCGCCAGCAGGCGCAGGAGGAGAACGAGGCGCGCGAGCUGCAGCUGCUCUACGGCACGGCCGAGGGGCUCGCGCUGGCCGCCGCCAACGGCAUCAUCCCGCCCAGGCCCAACUACGAGGUGUUCGGCUCCGUGAGCGGCGACGGCGGCUCAGAUUCAAACAUCCAGAAGUACGAUCUGUUCCCAAAGAGCCAGAUGUCCGGCUCCACCCCCCCGCAGCAGGCCGUGGGGAAGCCGGCCUCCGCGGAGGGCGACUCGGCCCCGGGCGUCUCCUCCCCGGACGGCCGGCACGGGGGGGGCGGCUCGGGCUCCGAGAACGGAGACAGCGAGUCGUUCAUCGGCUCCCCGGUGUCGAAGCCCCCGAAGGACGGCGGGGACACGCCCGGGUCGGUCAGCUCUCUGGGCUCGGACUCCGGCUCGGAGACGGACAAGGACGAGCAGGAGCCGUCCCCGUCCUCCGCGGCCUCGCGCCACAUGAACGCCAUCGACAUCCUCACGCGCGUGUUCCCCAGCCACAAGCGCAGCGUGCUGGAGCUCGUGCUGCAGGGCUGCGGCAAGGACGUGGUGCAGGCCAUCGAGCAGAUCCUCAACCACGGCGGCGCGCAGGGCGGCCCGCGACCGGGCCAGGAGGAGGCCUGGGCGGCGGAGCGGGGGCUCCAGGGCGCGCAGCAGCCCCCCCCGGCCGCCGCCGCCUCCGCGGCCGCCGCCAGGCCGCUGCUGCCCGGGGCCAUGACGCUGAGCAACCGCUCCGCCUUCUCCCCGCUCCAGCCCAACGCGCCGCACUUCGGCGCGGAGCCCGGCGCCUACCCGCUGGGCACGCACCUGGGACUCAACCCGCUGCGGCUGGCCUACUCCGCGCACAGCCGGGGCCUGGCCUUCAUGACGCCCUACUCCACCACCGGCCUCAUGCCCACGCUGGGCUUCCGGCCGCCGAUGGACUACGCCUUCAGCGACCUGAUCAGAGACCGGACAAUGCUGCACAAGGAGCAGGGCUACGCCGGAGGCCUGUACGGGCCUCUGGUCAACAACACGCCGGACAAACAGUGA